AAUUGUCAAAAUUCAAGAUGGCGGCAAGUUCGUCAGAUGGGUCUGAAGAAUCUCUUGCCUCCCUUUGCAAAGAAGCGGAGCAGCUCAAAGUGAAAAUUGAUGAGGAAAAGCAGAAAUGUAAUGACGUGCAACGUAAGUAGAACUGAUGCCAGAUACGAUCGAUUACUUAUUUUAAGCUCGUAUAUUUUCUGUACUUAAAGAGAGCAUCCAACUGGUUUAUUGAUCUUUCUGCUUGCUUUGUGAUCCCUAAAAUCUGCCAACAACACCUUACACUCUGCACCGAAACGUAGGUUUGUAUCAAUAAACUACAUCAAUAGUAAUUUAAGCUGAUCUAACUUGCUGUAGUGAAUAAGUGGUGACAAGCUUUUCUAUUGAAGCUCUCUGAUCGAAGCUUUCAGUUCUAAUUUUACAGGCUCACUGUGAUGAUACAUGAAUAACGAAAUAAGUAUUGUGGCAAUUUUCAAUAUCCGUUUAGUUGCCUGACGUGUUUUUCCUUUUAUCCUAAGAAUUCCAAGUAAGAAUUGGUGAAAUGUUUUUAUAAUCUCACUUGUAUUAUUCAGCUGAUUGGCUUUGAAAGCAUGUUUUAACAUUUUUUGUUGGCAGCUCAUCAUGUGCUUCCCUUUCCUACUUUUAAUUCGGUGCUUGAUACUGAGUGGAACCAAAGAUCGUCUUCAUCUUUAGCCUUAAACAAACAUAAGUCAUGAGAUAGAAGAAAACCCCUUCGAACACAGUGAAAAUGUUGUUUUAAAAUUGUAUAUUUGUGAUUCCAUUACUUCACGUUUUCUUCAAACAGCUAAAACUUCCUUUUGAAAAGGUAGGCAUUUAAAUGGUAGCAGCUGUAACUUCCUAAGUUAAGAGCCAUCAUUUUGGGCACAGCUGGACACACUACUGCAGACUGUCCAACCAUCGAGAUUCUCCUAAUUUUGCUUAAAAAUCCCGAAUGCUGACCAAUAUGUACUCAGGAUAGGAAAAAACCUGAUUUUGACAUCUGUUCUGAUAUUUUCAAAUGAAUUCUUUAUGAUUCUUAUAGAAGGACACCUAACAGAGCAUACUUAACUGAAAUUGAUACCCAGGAAACUAUACGGCACAAAAUAAAUUUAAAAUAAAGUGGAGUACUUGCAUGUAAAGCCACGCAAACAAUAAUGAAGAUUAAAAAUUACGAUCAAUUUAGCAAACAUUUUAGACGAAAACUGACCUCUCCGAACACUAGAAAUAGCAUUUCAGAGCGUCAAGAUUUUUAUAACAUUUUCUAUGGUAGCAUGCCCCCAGACUCCCCUAAAAGGUCGCAACCUCAGCCCUCAUGUACAGACUGUCCAAUCAUCCCAAUUUUGUGGGAUUCUCCCAAUUUUGCUUGAAAAUCCCGAAUCCAGACUAAUAUGCAAUCGGGAUAGGAAAAAUCCUGAUUUUGACAUCUGUUCUGAUUUUUCCAACGGAGUAUACUCAACUGAAACUGAUAUCCAGAAAACUUUUAAAACCGCAUGAAAUAUAAAAUAAAAUUGAGUACUUGUACGUGAAACCAGGCAAAUAAAAAGAAGCAUAAAAUGGCAAUCAAUUUAGUGAACAUCUUAGACAAAAAUUGUCCUCUCAGAACACUAGAAAUGGCAUUUCAGAGGAUCCAAUUUUCCAUAUUUUCUGGGGAGAAUGCCCCCAGAUCCCCUUAGCGGCUCACCCUUUCACCCUUUCAGCACUCACCUUAUUGAAAAAAAGUCCCAAUUUUACAUACUCAAAAGGUUGGACAGUAUGCCUUUGAUUCAUUAGGCACGAUUUCCACCGUGGGGGAGGAGCACAGGGUCACUUCCCAAAUAGCAGCUGGUAAUCAAGCCUAGCAAUUCAUUAGUGUUUAAAAAAUCCUAACUUUACAGACUCAAGAGGUUGGACAGUUUGCUACCAUUUGUUGAAGACCUAAAUUCCACCCCCAAGCAGUAGGAAGGGAGAGGAAGGGGGGGGGGGAAGGGGGGGGUCGUGUGGGAGGCUUGACAGAGUGAUUUUACAUUAUUUGCAUAAUUGACACCUACUUAAGGCUCCUGACACCUUUGGCAUUUUUUUAGUGUUGAAAAUGAUGGCUGACAGGCAAGGUAAUAAAAAAUGUCAACUGCAAUACUGAACUUUUUGUUUGAAGAACUCUUAAAAUUUGUUUCGUAAUAAUUAGCACUAGCCGAAUGAAUUUCUUCAAAAGGGUAAUAAUAAAUUUUAAACCAUCCAUUUUAGAACUCUUUAUGGUAAAUUAAUGACUUCUUAUGAUACCAAAGCUAGUUCCAAAAUCAUUUUGAAGUAAAGUUAUGACUAUCUUGAUAAUAUUGCUAGAGCCAUAUUAAUCUUUUGUUUAACCUGUAUAUUGUUUUGGUAGCCAUGCAUAGGCAAAUCUUUUAUUGUUGCCAAUCAUAUUGAUAAUUUAUUCAGUACACAUUAAAUAUAUCAUUUUUAGCAAAUUAGCAAAUGUGUGUUAUUCCCUAAUACCUUUUUAUUAAUAGUAUUAGGUUUCAGAAAUUUCACUUCUGAAGGAAUUGAAAAAAAAAGCACAAUAUUACCAAUAUUCCUUAAUACCCUUGUAAUGCAAAGUUAAAAUAGCUAAAUUUGGUGAAAAAUAUAUAGGGCAGCUCAUUUACAUUUUUGGCAGCCAGAAAUAUUACAGUUUAAUACACAAACUACUGACUGUCACAUAUACAGGUCUUUGUAGCCAUUUCCUUAUUUACUCUCACACCUUUUUACAGUGAUUCCGAGCGAAGGGAGGCGCCCAAGGUACCUUGCCUCGCGAGGUUUAUAAAUUUGUAUGCCUUGCACAUUGAUCGCUCACAGUUGACGUCAUCCAGUUUUGACGUUGGGGUGCAUUUUAGGGAUGCUAAGCAACGCUACUUCAAGUGCAAAUGCAAAUGCUGUGGUGCACUAUCAUGUUUUAUUCAAAAGAGCAUUUCACUUUGGCUUUUUAACGUCAAAACCUCUUCUUUUCCCUAAAAUCUGUACCUUUGAAUUUAUGUUAUAUCGAGGCAAACCAACAAUGAAUUGGUUCUUUCCCCACCGGUCGAUGUGACAAAUUGAUCAAAUCAAAGACUGGUUUCAGCUCCGUACAUCCAUCUGCCGUUAAACCCGAGAGUGAAUUAAGACCGAAAUAAUGCAAAAUGGCUUUGAAAUUUACACAAAGAAAGGAAGAGUUUCAAAAACCCGGAGAAUAUUAAGCAAAAACCGGACAUUUCCGGCCAAAACAGGAGGGUUGGAAUCUCUACUCAAAUAUGCCUUUAAGUUGAUUUUCCUCAAAUGUAUCUUUGAAUUCAUGAUAAAUACAGCUCCAACAACUUCAAACGGUGUUCACGGCAGAGAAAAAUGCUUUAAGUGUAAUAAUAAUUAUUUUAGCGUAACAAAGAUGUUACCUCACAUAUAGGAGAUUCUGGGAUAGAGUUCGAAUCCCAGGGAAGCCAUACUUUUAAACUUUGUACAUUUUUUUCUUUUUAGUUUUUUGAUCAUUUUCUUUCCCUUUGGCUUGUUUCCCUUUAUUUCUCUCUGCUGAUCGUUUAAAGCUUCACGAGGAUUUUGCGAUAAUGUAUUUCUAGUAUACAUGUUCUAUUUUUGUGCAAAAUUUAUGAGUUAAGCUCAUGCAUCAGCAAAGGUUCUCUUAAAUAGAAUAGUCAUCAGGGCUCAGUUCCUCAAAAGAUGGUUAAGUUUAACCCAGGAUUAAGCCAAAUUUUAAGCAAGGUUUUCUUGUCUAAGAACAUGUUACUCAAGCUCACAAAAUGCUGUUGUGCCUUUACUUCGAAAAAAAGAAAUGAUAACACAGAAUGUUGCUCUAAGCAAUGCUACAACCAGUUGCAAAAGUACUUGAGACACUGUACCGUAUUUUGGCAUAAAUGGCCUGUCCAUGAUCUUGUGCUUGUGAUCCCCCCUCCACCCCUUAUCAAAGUUGCUAGCAAUACAAGACCAUACUCAAAACGUGGAGGAACAACUUUGAAUUGGAGGGAGGAGGGAGGUCAGUAUUAUAUUUUACAGACCUGUGACCAGGAGCGAUUUGAAGCAAGAAAGGUCAUUUUUCCGUGGGAGUGUUUCAUCAUUUUUGCAACUGGUUGUAGGAAGGUAAAUGCAAAAAGUGGAACAAAAUUUUAAUCCUGGAUUAGUGCUAAUCGGCCUUUCAGGAGCCAGGCCCAGGAAUCUAAAUGAAAGUCUGUGAUAGGGUAUAGAAAUCAGCGAGAUUAGCUGGAGGAAUAAUUUGAUAUCAUUUCCUAGAAAAGUGAUUGAUGACAUUAUUAAUAUAUAUAGUGUUUUUUAUAAGAUAUCUGGGAUAGCCUGGGGUUUCAGAUGACCAGACUAAUAUAAAGAAAGGCUACAGUAACUCUUUAAUAUAAUCAUUUAUUAAUAGCCUAAGUAAGGCUGCCCUAUCUUUUUAGCCCUCAAUGGUUAUUAAGGGCAGCCUGUACUCUCUCCAUAUUUUAUCCAUUUUUUUGUAUCAUUCAAAUCAAUGUAGGGUACAUAUAAAAUGGUUGUUGUUGUGGAAAUAAUUUGGCUGACUCAAUGUGACCUAAGCUAUUUUCUGUGAGACAUAUUGUGGUAUCUUGGCAUCACUAAAAUUUUGUUUGAUUUUCUCAUUUAUUUUUACUUGAUUUUGUAUUAACAAAUCUUUGUUUAAGGUCUUGUAUUUAAGUUGAUGAUAGUAUGAUGCAAGUUUUUUUUUUAUUAUUAACAAGCAGUGUCUAUCUUUGAUCUGCAGUAAAAGAGGUGGCUGAUAAAGUAGAAACUCUGGUUUUCACACCUCUCAAAGUGCGAAGAAUUCUCAAAGGUCAUCAAGGAAAGGUGCUUUGCCUAAACUGGGCACAAGACAGACGGCGUAUGGUCAGCAGUUCACAGGUGUAAUACCCAGUUCUUAUUACCCGGGGUACCGUAAAUGACCUAUUAAACGCCUAGGGCGUCUAACGGGGGUUUAAGCGGAGGCAUUUAAUAGAUAGUAGGUGUUUAAUCCUUUUAACCCUAAGAUCGAAAUUUGAAUUAUCAUUUGUUGCCCCUAUUCAUUUCCUACAGAAGUAGUGGGGAGAAGUUGAUAAAAUCAAACAAAUUCAUGUUGUGUGAUCAUGUCCCUAAUUCUCAUGACCACUCUGUUUGACAAAGCAUUGAUAUUGCAAGGAGAAAUUUAAUGCUAAUCACUGGAUCUUAGGGCUUAAAGGGUUAAAAGAGAGAGGCAUUUAUUCUCGUAACUGUAACAAGCUCAAUAAAACUACGGUAAUAUACAACAAGAUUUUGUUCAAAGGCAGAAAGGUUAAAACGUCUUGAGGGGAAAAUUGUCUAAUACCUAAAUGAUGUUUUAAUUUGUUUUGAACUUUUGUUUUCCUUUUAUUUUAUCAGGAUGGCAAAGUGAUUGUGUGGGAUGCAUUUACUACUAACAAGGUAAAGAAGGCCUAGGUUAUAAUUACUGGUAGCUACAAAAUUUGUAGCUACAUAGGGUGCAAAGAAAAUAGCAUGCUUUAAUCAGGUAAUCAAGUCCAUCAUGUCUUGUUCAGGUAAAAAGUAAUCCUAUUUUCAUGAAUAAUUGUUAGGGCUGGGAGACAAAGGAAAUUGAGAAUCAACCCCAGGUUAAAAAAGUUUAACCUGGAUGUAAAUUUGACUUAUAACAUACUCGUAAGCUUCUCUUGUGCUGUCCAAACUUCAUAUGUGCAUCCAUAACUUAAUUUAUGAGGUUAAGUUAAAAAAUAAUCAUUCAUUUUCAACUAAUGUUAAUUCAUCUUUGUGGUAUUAUUAUUGUUUACAUCAAGCUAUUGAAUAUGUAUUAUAGGAACAUGCAAUUUCCAUGCCAACAACUUGGGUAAUGGCUUGUGCCUUUUCACCAUCAGGCCACAUGGUUGCUUGUGGGUAAGUUGAUAAUAGCGAAAAAUAAAUCAAGAAUUGAGUUUCUCAGUUUAAAUUCAGUUUUCUAAUUUAUAUAACAAACUGUAGAUCUCUUGAGCUUUCAUGAUGUUCACCUAGUUAUUUAAUAAUAAUCAUGAUAGUAAUGAUAGUACUUCUGUUGUUUUUGUUUUUAAAUAAUAAUAAUAAUAAUAAUAAUAAUAAUAAUAAUAAUAAGGGCCACUAGGGAGAAUACUUUAUAGCAAUUGGUGUCACCCUCUUAAAAUAAAAGUUGUUAUCAAUAUUUGUACAUACAAGUACCGAGUAGCUUGUGAAUACAGCCGCCUCUUAUUGCUCCUUGCUAUUGGAAUGUUUUGCAAGAGAGAAUGUGCAUUAUUUUGGCCCCAAAAAUUCAUACUAGGGAUGCAUGCCAAUUAUGUCCAGAAUCUGGUCUGGAGCUCUGAUUGGUUGAUGUAGUAUUUGGAUUCUUUUAGCUAUUGUACAUGAAAAACAUUCUUAAGACAGAAGAUCACUGAGAUUAAAGUACAAUGUGCUGAAUUUACCAAGACACAUUUUAUUUCCUAAGAAUAAUGAAUAUCACGUUUUUUAUUAUCAAUUACACUUUUGGAAUUUUGCUUGCACCAAGUUCAGAGCAGGAUUCAAAAUUUUACACUAAUAGAAAAACACAAACUAGCAACUUAAAUAUUUACAUUUUAUCAUGAGAACAUUGAUAUAGAUCAUCAGAUUGAAGAGGUGUCCCUCACAAAAUGUCCCCAGUUGUAGGAAGUGGUUAGAGGUGACUGUAUUCCCUGGCUAUGAAAUCAAAUUCAUAUUGAUUCAUUAUCAGUAAUCUUACAAAUCAAUAAUGACAUUGUAGAUUAAUAAAUUGUUAUUGAAAACUGUAAACAAAUUAUUUUUCCUGAAUUCUUUUCUUAACUCAGGGGACUUGACAACAAGUGCUCCUUGUUUAAACUGAGUUUGGACGAUGAGGGUGCUACUAAGAAGCAAACUGUUGCCAUGCAUACUAGCUACAUGUCGUGCUGCACAUUUACAAACUCUGAUCAACAGGUGGGAAUAUUAAUAAAUACUAUGUUUUUUGGUGGGGUGCCAAUCAUCGAUGAGCGACAUGAUAAUAAAUUCUAGAAAAUGUCUAAGCAAUCAUUGAGGAAAACAAAAAUAAAAAUUUAUUGUUGGCAAAAAAAGGAAUUAUAAAAACUUGUGUUUUGUCUUUUUAAUAGUCUCAUGAUUAAAAAGCAGACAGAGAAUUCAAUCACUCAAAAGCACAGAAAUAAUUCUGAGCUUCAGGCAAGAAUAAAACUCACAACCUGCCCACUCUACCUGCUUAGCUACUGGAACUCUAUGGCAAACAGGGUCAAAUCCACUCAUGUACCUUUUCUGAUACAUUUGGUGACAUGUUUUUGUCAUGUUGUAUGUGAAGAGGUUUUUCCAAUUAUAAUCCAUAACCGACUGGGUGGGUCAAUCGAAUUAUUUCCAAAUUAUGAUCAAUUGUGAAAUCUCAGCUGAUUCCCAACGCUAGUGUUUAUUUCCUUUUACCAUUUUUCUUUUCAGCAAUAUAGUAGUGUGCAUCACUAAUGACAUGGUUCAGUUCAUUUAAAAGCUUUGGCAAUUAAUUGUUAAUCAUUAUCUGAUCGUUGCAGAUCUUAACUGGUAGUGGUGACACCACAUGUGCUCUGUGGGAUGUUGAAUCAGGACAGUUGUUGCAAAGUUUUCAUGGUCAUGCUUCUGAUGUGAUGAGGUAUAAUAUGAAAAAUUACUAUCACAACUCAGGAGGUUUCAACAUAAAAGCGCUGACACUGCAGAAAGUGUUAGAGACUAUGCACAUAAUUUCCCAAUAGGCCAAAAACCUCUUGAAGAAAUAGACCAGUCCUCUGAAUAAAUAAGGCACCAUGCAACUGAAGGUUUUAGAUGAAAAAAAAAGAAAGAAACUAAUUUAUCGGACUGGAUGACAAAAUAGACAGGUUUAGCUGAAAUUGUUCACCCAGGUCUGUAUCCUGUUCUAGGUGUUCAGAUAGAAGGCAGUGGUGUGAAGUGAAACGGUGCAAAAAAAUGAAAAUAAAGGACAAGGAGAGAGGAGUCAGUGUCCUCGAAUUUUCUGUGCUUUUUUUUGCGCCACUUCCUACCAUUUGAACACCUAGAACAAGCAAACCGAAGCUUUAACCUUUUUAAUGUGCGUGCUUGCUGGAAUGGAAUGCAGGAAAUUUAUGAUAGUUACUAACAAACUGUAUUCUUAUGCAGCCAAUCACAAUGCAGAUUGUGUCAUAAUGUCACCGUCACCCUUGGUCAGACAACGAAAGUAAAUGUUCCUCAAGAACUAAUUCAGUAGGCCUCAGCUUCCUAUUGGCACUUGAGACACAGCUAGGAGUGGUAUAACCUGAGAAAACAGCUAACAUUUCACAAUGCCACUGAUGACAUGUCACUAUACCCAGAUCUGGGUAGUACUUCUGAUUGCUUGAAAAUUUGCUUCAUCAAAUAAGAAGCUCCACCUAGAUCUUGGUGGUGAUGCGUUAUCAGUAUAGGAUUUCUGCAUUUGUUCCCUCAAAUGUCAUUUUCUGGGGAAACCAGUGGUGGCAACAAGAAAUGUUGACUGUUUUCUUAGGCUAGGAGUUGUAAAGUUGCUAAAUGAGGACUGCAAAUUUUUUUAUUAUAAAUGAUGCUGAUGUUCAAUAGUGACCCAUUUUUCUUUCCUUUGUUUUGAUUCACAGUAUUGAUCUUACUCCAUCUGAAGGAAGGAAUAUAUUCAUUUCUGGCGUAAGUAGUUAGACAGCAUUAACUUAAUGUCAGUUAAUAAACAGGUACUCAUUUUAGAUCUUUUAUAAAAACCAAAACCAUGAACACCAGAAAUAUUUUGGGAUACUUAUUAUGUGGCAAGAAAUACGCCAUUCAGGCGUGGGAAAACUGUAAGCUGGUUUGCAUGUCCUUAUCUUGGCUGUGUUUGGUCAUAUAUAACAGUAUGAACAUUCCCGCAAUAUUUUAAGUGUUUAGGUUUGACUGUAAUGACGCAUGAAGAAAAAACAAAGUAAAUGCUCGGAUGUUAAAUUCCAUUUGACAUUUAAUUCUGCAAACUUUAACUUCCAAUUUUUCCAGUGGUUGUAUUAUUUUUUUUAUCAUGGCCCCGAAAUUUUAGGGAGUUCUAACAAUACUACCCCUUAAAUAACCCCAGUUUUCCAUGUCAUUGUAUUUAUUUCGUAAAUUAUUGCGGUCUACAGGGAUGUGAUAACACAGCCCUUGUUUGGGAUAUCAGGACUGGCCAUGCUGUUAAUUCUUUCCAGACACAUGAGGCUGAUAUCAAUGGAGUAAGGUACGCAUUAAGUGUCACUGUCACUAAGGACCAGGCAGGGUCCGCGGAUCGAGGUCGGCCGAUUACCUCCAAAUUUUCAGCAUUUUUUCUCUAUCAGAUAAGAUUACGAUCGGUGGUAUUUUUAGUAAAAUAAAAUUAUAAUUUUAUUUUACUAAAAAUACCACCGAUCGUAAUCUUAUCUGAUAGAGAAAAAAUGCUGAAAAUUUGGAGGUAAUCGGCCGACCUCGAUCCGCGGACCCUGCCUGGUCCUUAGUGACAAUGACACUUAAAAACCAAAGAAAUGUGGAAGUGUCAAACUUGAUCUAUCAUUCUUGUCCAAAACCUACCUCAAAAAUUUUUGCUUGCUGUGCACCCCAAACCAUACCAAACAAAAGAAGCGGCAGUUUCACACCACAGAAUAGCUGUCUAGCUUAGAAAUAAUUUUCUUGAAGUGGUUGUGGUUGCAUAAUAUUAUCACCUCUGGCGCAUGCACAAUGAGAGGAAGGGGAUAAGAUCGUUCCCAAUCUCGACCCAGAGCUCUUCUGCCAUGUUCCCUGCAUACUCACUACUUUUUUUAAUUACAUUUUCCUUGGCGACACCUUAACAAGUAAGAGCAAGGGUUGCUCAGUGAUAAGAGCACUAGCCUCCAACCAAUAUGGCCGGGGUUUGCCAUAUAUGUGGGUUGGUUUGUUGUUGGUUCUUUCCUUUCUUUCAAAAGAUUUUUUCCAUGGCUCCAGUUUCUCUCUCACGUCAAGAACCAACAUUUCCAAAUCUCAUUUCAACGCAGUGAGAGCCUCAGCGAGGGUCCACUGCAAUAAACACUACAUGGCAUAAUGCUCCAAAUUCAGGACAGAUAAAGUAAUACUUCAUCUAAGGAUUGUUAUGUUUUUUAAUUACAUGUAGGUUUUAUCCCAGUGGAGAAGCGUUUGGCACUGCUUCUGAUGAUGCCACUGUAAGUAUUCCUAACUCGACCCCCUUCUCCACCCCCCCGCCCCCCAAAAAAAAACAAUAACAUAAGGUUAAAUAUCAUGGUACUAAUAUGGAACUGUUAGUGGCAGUGGCUGAUGUUUUGACGACCUGUGCACAGUGAAAGUCAAAGUGACCCGUGGCUAUUGAUUUAUUGUUCUAUUAAGUCGUGAUGUCAUUUCUGGAAAAGUACUCAUUUUUAGUUACUGUUGUAAUUAUUGUUUGUAAUUUGUACGAUUUUGCUUUGCUGCUGUGUUUGCAGCCUGAAAAGGAAAGUGGUAUCUUCUAUGGAACAACAUCUUUAUUCCCAGGCUGAUGAUGUUGUUGCAGUUUUUCGUUGUUCAAAGUUUCUUACCAAGUGUUUUACUUGUCCUUUUUAGUGUCGUCUAUAUGAUCUAAGAGCAGACCAUGAACUUGCUGUUUACUCUAAAGAACACAUUAUUUUUGGAGCCGCGUCCUUAGACUUUUCUAUAAGCGGUAGGUGGCCAGUAAGACCUCUUUUUAAAAUUAAAAAAAGAAUGACGAGAAAGACUUACAUAUAACUUUUUUUUCCUUAGGGAGAUUACUCUUUGGUGGUUACCAUGACUACACUAUGAAUGUAUGGGAUACCCUCAAGGUGUGUGAAAAUUCUGAUAUUAUCAUUGCAGUUCUAAAAUAGUGAUCUCUCGUAAAAAAAAUAAUCUAUUUCACGAGGAUAAAAUUUGUAGCCUGCGAAAACAUCCGGUUCUCGUCGCUCUUCGCCGCUGGGGAGGUUUCGCGCGGAGGAACGUCGUUCCUUCGCGUGAAACGUCCCCAGCGGCGAAGAGCGAGGAGAAACGGAUGUUUUCGCAGGCUAUAAAAUUUGCUGAUGACCACUAAUGAUUAAACUUACAGUCUGAGCAGCUGUCGGUGUAUUAUGCCCAUGAUAACCGAAUCAGUUGUCUGGAGGUGUCGCCAGAUGGGACAGCUGUAGCCACUGGAAGCUGGGACAAUACACUAAGAGUAAGUAAGACA
Molecule: messenger RNA, 11056 nt
Organism: Porites evermanni
Lineage: Eukaryota; Metazoa; Cnidaria; Anthozoa; Scleractinia; Poritidae
Source: the annotation of a GenBank genome assembly